CCUCCCUCUCCCUUCCUGGAGAUUUGUCUCUCACACCUACUGGAAUUGGCGUUUGUGCCACCAUCACCUUCGAACGGUCGCUCGCUACUCAAUAAAUCGCAUUCAAGAUGGAAUCCCCGGGGUAUCCUGAGUCCCCUUUGGAUCAGGACGACAUUCCCUUCCCCUGUAAGGGCUGUGGAGAGAUUCUUGAAGAGGGCAAAGCCUUCGAGCUUGCGGGCAACCGAUGGCAUAUCGAAUGUUUCUGCUGCAGCACCUGUGGCACGCUACUCGACUCGGACGCGCACCUUCUUCUGCUUGGCGAUGGCUCGUUGAUCUGCAGCAACUGUACCUACAGCUGUAGUUCGUGUGGGAACAAGAUCGAGGACCUCGCAAUCCUCACUGGUGAACAAGCUUUCUGCGCCCAAUGCUUCCGCUGCCGCAACUGCAAGCGGAAGAUCGAGAACCUGCGUUAUGCCCGCACCUCGCAGGGUAUAUUCUGUAUGGACUGUCAUGAGUCGUUGAUGCAGCGGCGGAGAAAACGAAAGGCGGCCCCCACGCGAAAACAAGGACCUCCGGGGGUGAAAUUAGAUAAGUCCCUUCCGUCACUGCCCCCGGAAGAAAUGGAACCAGUCUCGCGCGCCUCGGACGACCAAGAGGCUUAUUCCAUGCCCAGCGGGGAUACCCCUGCGCGAGCUGCUCCUGCGCCGGACGCGGGAAGAGGUCCCAGCGCAACACCUCGUCCCGCGGCAGAAAACCAAGACAAUCUAAUACUCCCGUCAAGCACCUAUCGCAGCAAUCGCCAUUCAAUCGUGCCUCCGCAUGGCGAAGCCGAUGGCGGUGAAUUCCUGAUUCCUCUCGCUUUUGACCCCUCCGAAGAACAAAGAUCUCGCGCGCAACCGAACCCUACGUCAGGAGGCUCGUCUCCCCAUAUCGCAUACCAGGAGAAAGGCCGGGAGCGGACUGAUGAUGCUCCUCGUUGGCGUCAGGACGACUUGGCCAACGGCACGUCUCGUGGUGACAGAACGCCUGUCACGCGGUCUGGCUCGGUGCGUAGUUCUCGUUCCGACCUAGGAGGUCGCAAGGAAGCCAGUACAUUUUCUUCGCCCAGCCCCGAGAGCACCAAGUCUACGACCACCGUACCAAGAGAUGGCUCAAUAGCAACAGCUCCAGAGAGCAUGACCACACUUCCAACCAGACCAUCUCAUGAGCUACGCCGACUUCACGAAACUAGCGGCUCAAUCGACUCCGCACAUUCCUUCUUGUCCUCUUCGAGCGUGCAGCCUCAUCCCAAGCGUGGCGACUCCCUCGACCGACGAUUGAACCAGGGCCCAAGGAAGGACGCACCUUUGUCACCUCGUGCUUCUUCAUUGAGUCCGAGUGAGCAGUGGAGUGAGCGGUCAGCAGAUCGGGCUGGAUUCAGCAAGAGUACUCCUCGUACGGGCGACUCAACCUGGACACCACGUAGCGAUCUUCAUGAGCGCCCCAAGCCCCCCGCACGCCCUAACUCAGUCAGCGCCCUACAGCAAGUGGAAUCCUACCGCCAGGGUGAUGGAGCGGAUCUCUCAGCGGAUGGAGAGACCUCUCAAGCCAUAGGCGCCAGCGAUGGCUCCGCGGCACAGAACGGCGAGUCUUUCUUGCGGCGCGUUUCCAACUCGGUGCGUCAUGGUCGAAGCUACAGCGACAAAGGCUCUCGCCUGUCCCGUGAUGCCAAAUGGCCCCGCUCGCCUGUGAAUGGAUCUACGCCACUUGCGGACUUUGGGAGCCCCUCUGCGGAGGUAACCGGAUCCGAUGAAGUGACUUGGCUUCGCAACGAACUUCGUAAGGAGCGUCAACGAGUAUUCGACCGCGAGCAGAAGCUCGCGGAGAUGGAGGCUAUGCUGAACGCUAGCGCCGAGGUCAAGCAGGUCAACACUGAGCUAAAUGAGAAGCGCUCCACCAUGGUGGUCUUGGACGCUCAGAAAGAGAUUGCAAUGCGCGAGUUAUCCGUGUUGACAGAACAUCUGGAGGCUGAGAAGCGUGGUGGCGGCGGUUCUCUCGACCUUGGCAAAUUGACUAACCACGUUCUGCGAGAAUUUGUGGAGUCGAUUCAGAAGCUGAAGGACUCGUUCACUCCACAGAUUGAGGAACUGAUUCAGAAGCGCAACGAUGCCGCCGAAGAAUUGACCAACUUGAACCGUAUGAAGGAUAAGAGCUUCCAGGAAUUCGAACAAUUGUCGUCGAAGAAUGCGCAGCUUGCAGAACUCAACAACCAAUUGGUACACCAGAUCCAAGAGCUCUAUAAGGCCAAUGACGGCAGCCGUGGGGCGAAUGGCCUGGGCAUCUACUCCCAUGGCAAGGAAAAGUCGCUGUCGUCUAUUGAAGCCCUGAAGGCGGCCCACAGCGACCUCGUUCCAGUCACGGCUAUCAACAUGUCGGAAGAGGCCGAGAACGCCACGAUUGUGCCCGGCCCGCAAGUCGUCAGUAUCCGAAAAGGACAGCCGCGUAAGUUUAACUGGAAGAAGGGUGGUCAGAACGUCGCCAAGGGCGUUACCAAGGGACUCAAGGGUGCCUUCAUGUCAAGUGAAAAUGCCACUGCCACGGAAGGAAGCCCUGGCUUGCCGCGUUCUCAAACUCAAGACCCUAGCCGUCCGGGUUUUGGUUUCUUUGGCAAUCAACGCAGCAAGCAGGUGGGAACUCGGAUGCCGACCACCGACAGCGUUCCCGUUCUAGCUGAAACCAACCCUAAUGCACUCUUUGGUACCGAGUUGGAGCAGCGCAUGGAGCAAGAGAAGAGUAUCAUUCCUGGCAUUGUCUCUCGCUGUAUCCAGGAAGUCGAGCUACGAGGCAUGGACAUGGAAGGUAUUUAUCGGAAGUCCGGUGCUAGCUCGGCAAUCCAGACGAUUCGCGAGGGCUUUGAGCGAUCCCCGCACGAUUACGAUAUUUCUGAUCCGGAUCUUGAUAUUCACGCAGUGACUUCGGCGUUAAAGCAGUAUUUCCGGAAGCUGCCUACGCCACUUAUCACGUUCGAGGUUUACGAGAACAUUAUUGAGACGGGUGAAAUUACGUCUCAGGCGGGUCGCAUCGAGUCUCUGCAAAAGAGCCUGCGUGAACUGCCACGUGUGCAUCAAGAUGUGCUCGAGUUCCUGAUCUUCCACUUGAAGCGCGUGGUCGAGCGCGAGAAAGAGAAUCUGAUGACCAGCCAGAACAUCGCUGUAGUGUUUGCCCCGACCAUCAUGCGGCCGGAGAGUCUAGCACGGGAAAUGACGGAUGUGCAGAAGAAGAAUGAGGUGAUGAAGUUUUUGGUGGACAACUGUCAGGAGAUCUUCAUGGGCAUGCAGAACUGAUGACUGGCCUUCAGUCACCAUGCAUACUACUCAGGCCUGGUUUUCGCCUGUGGUCCGGCACCAGCGCCGGCACGGCUUGACUGGCGCGGUAGGGGGAAGAACCUCCGACCCUCUCUCCUCGACGCUUUGGUUCAUUUGUUUAGUUUAGAAUACCCUUCCAUUUUCUGUCAAUUGCGACGACAAGACCUC
Molecule: messenger RNA, 3491 nt
Organism: Aspergillus aculeatinus CBS 121060
Lineage: Eukaryota; Fungi; Ascomycota; Eurotiomycetes; Eurotiales; Aspergillaceae
Product: putative Rho GTPase activator Rga
Exons: 6
Coding region: 108-3302 (1064 amino acids)
Biological process (GO): regulation of GTPase activity; signal transduction
Cellular component (GO): cytoplasm
Source: RefSeq, a predicted model, not a curated record